CAUGAGCCACAGGCAGGUUCAUUUGGUCUUUGAUGGGAAAAUCCAUUCGGUGAGAAGGAAUGUAAUACCAGCCGAACUCGAGGGUUGUAUUCCCUCACUCUUUAAGGACUAUUCUCUGACGGGCGGGACGAUAAAGUGGACCUGAAGAGACAACCUUGGCAACAGUGCAUCACGUGUGUGAAACAACUCAGCGAAUUGAAUCUCCUUCAGCGAAUUGUGUUGAAAACUCGACUCAAAGCACGUGCUUGGAGUUCCUCAAUGCGCGAGCCAGACAUCGUUUGAUUUAAUUGAACGAUUUCAAGUCUAGAGGACGAGGACCUGUACACCCGCGAAAGUGAACCUGGCGUGUUCCUGACGCCUGCUUCACAACAACAGCCACCUCACUGCUGAGAUGAGGAGUGGAUUACCACAUUCUGAGCAGCAGUGACUGAGACAAGACUUUGGACCAUUGCUGCGGAUCACACAUGUUUGUGGGGACCCAAAGGGUUGUGGGGACACAAGAGGUUGUGGGGACAGGGGAGACUGCUGGGACCCUUUGAGGACCCGCCACCAUGAUCGACCUGAGUUACCUGACCGAGGAGGAGCAGGGGGCCAUCAUGACCGUCCUGAAGAGGGACGCAGAGCUGAAGAAAGCUGAGGAGGAGCGCAUCAAGCAGCUGCAGUUCGUGCCGACGGAGGAGAGCCAGCUCAAGUACAUGACGGGGGAGUGGUUCUACGCCGUGAAGUCCCAGCGGCACCAGGACCGCAUCCACGGCUCCGAGAUCAUCUGGGCCUCGAUGAGGCAGAAGAAACCAGAUUUCACCCGUAGUAUGGAGAAGCCCAGGCGUAGCAGUGGGGUGGAUGAUGUCAUAGCCACACCCAGACCUCCUCCCCAGCAGCCAGUGGAGACUCAGGAGCAGAAGGACAGGAGAAGCGAGAGUCUGACGUCAGAAGCUCAACAGGAAACCCUGAGGCUGGCUCUGCGCUCGCCCAAGCUGAGGCAUAACCCAUUUAACAAUUUGCAAGUGGAGAUUGACACAGAAAGGCCUUCCCCUCAGCUGCCCAACGGAACCCAGGGUUCUAGCGAAACACACAAGCAAGAGAUCCCCCCUUCACAGACGGCUCAGAGAGAACUGCUCGGCGAGGCCAAAGCUGAGGAACCUGUGGCACCGGUGAAGCGGCCGGCCCCGGUUCCGAGGAAGAGAACCAAGCUGCCCAGAACCCAGAGCUCACGCACAGACAGCAGCGGGUCAGGGGUCACGACCUCUACGACCUCUACGACCCGUGGCAUCCUGAAGCAGGCCUCCAGCUGCAGCUCCGUGGACUCCCACCAGAGGAGCGAACCAUCGGGGGCGGAGGCCGCGCAGGAGAGUGAGCCUGUGGAGGUGAAGGCUGCUGUGGAGGGGAGAAAGGAGGAGGAAGAGGAGGUGGAGGAGGAUACGCACAUGGAGAGGAGAGAGGAGGGGAAACGGCACUUUGUACCAGUGCCAGCUGAGGAUAUUCCAGAGAAAAGACAGAAAUCUGAGGAGAUGACCCAGCAGCACACAGCCACCUCAAGGUCAGAUGGAGGUCACCAGAGAGAGACCACCUCAAGGUCAGAUGAAGGCCACCAGAGAGAGACCACCUCAAGGUCAGAUGGAGGUCACCUGAGAGAGACCACCUCAAGGUCAGAUGAAGGCCACCAAAGAGAGACCCCGCCUCAGACAAGCCGGUCCAAACAUGAUGCAGGCCGAAGCCUGGGCCUCUCAGUGUUUACGUGCCCAGAAGAGUCUGGGGGUAAAGCACAGCAGCUCUUCUCACCAGCAGGCUCCAGGAGCACCAGGCCAGCAUGGCCACCCACCUCAGAUCAGCCGCUCCGAGAGAAGGUUGCCCCCCAGAACACACCGCACAGGUGGAGAGACUCCAGCGCUGAGAGGACACCGCUGAGAAGACAUGACCCAGACAUCCGAGCAAAGGACACUAACACAGACUCUCCCAAGGCUGCAGAAGAUACGUUGCAUGAAUCAAAGAGGAGUUUCCUCCCACCUGCGUUGGAUGUGGUGGAAAAGCCAGCGGAUAUCGAAAGAUCCAAAUCUCCAGUUGCACCAGUAGCCGCCUCACAGCCCUCUAAACUCACGGAGGAGGAGGGGAACUCCAUCGCCAAGGUGCUGGAGUGGUUUAACCGGAGCACCGACAGCAGCAACCGACAGGACACCGACUCGGUGCAGGACCUGGAGGAGACCAAGGACGACAUCACAGACUCAGAAGAGGAGGCCAAACCGACGGUGAGCAAGCCGUCAGGAAACGUUUACGCCAUCAUCCCCCGACAGGAGAAGCCCAAGGAGAAGAAGAAGCUGUUCCCGGACGAUGUCUGCUUGGGGGAGGAGCAGAGCGUGGACCUCUCAGAUGAGGCUCCUGAGCCAAGCGACUCUGAGAUAGAAGGCCCCACCAUCACCGUCCGCCCGUUUCAACCUGGCCAAAGCAGGGACUCCACCCACCAGCUCCACCCUCCAGUGCGCGCUGUGGUCAAACCAGAGACGAGCUCCCAACCCCACCAGUCCAGCCAAUCACCUCUCCAAACAGAGGCCACCUUCAAACCACAACGCUCAGUCAGGUCACCAGUCCAAACAGAAGCCACCUUCCAAUCACAACGCUCCAUCCAGUCACCUGUCCAAACAGAAGCCACCUUCCAAUCACAAUGCUCAGUCCAGUCACCUGUCCAAACAGAAGCCACCUUCCAAUCACAACGCUACAUCCAGUCACCUGUCCAAACAGAAGCCACCUUCCAAUCACAACGCUCCGUCCAGUCACCUGUCCAAACAGAAGCCACCUUCCAAUCACAACGCUCCGUCCAGUCACCUGUCCAAACAGAAGCCACCUUCCAAUCACAACGCCACAUCCAAUCCCCACUUCAAACCGAAAGAACAAUGGUAACGAACAGAACAACGAACCAAUCCAAACAUCCUAUCCGCUCUGCAGUUAAAACAGAAAUAAAUUACCAGCCUCGACGUGCAGCCAACUCCACACCCAACAAAGAAAUGACUGUCCAGACUGUCCCCCCUCCUGUCCAGACCCACCCUCCUGUCCACUCAGUGCGCAAAACAGAUACAGUCUUCAAAGCCGAACAACACAGACCUGACACACAGAGACAGGGUCCUGCCAGACUGGAGGAUGUUCGUGUCCUGAGGGGGGAGGCAGAAGCUGGAGGUAGCACUCGUCAGGACCCAGGAGUAGAAGCUGGAGGUGGCAUUCGUCAGGACCCAAGAGGAGAAGCUGUAGGUAACACUCGCCAGGACCCAAGAGUCUCUCAGCAGCAAGACCGCCAGACGUCGGGCCAAGAUGAGAAGCCGAAAAUUGCCAACCUGAAGUCUUUCUGGGAGAGAGGGAACAGUGGCCCAAAGAUACUGAUCAGCAGAACAAACUUAAACACUGAAAAGAAAAGCAAGCCUGAUCGACAGCUGGACAUCGGACAAGCUGUCAGGGAACAAGUUGAAGAACCACAGAAGUCUGUCCAGAAUUUUGAAAUUAGGUCUAUGAGUACCUCUUUAAAACCACGCAAUGAGGAGAAAUCACAUAGGAAACAGGCCGUAGAAUUAAGGGCACAAGAACAAGACGUAGAGGACACUUUGAUAAAACAAAAGUAUAUGAAUGUAGAGGUUGAGGACGAGAAUGUUCCAGAAAGUGCAUCUUCUACCCAAGGGAGCGAGAUGUUCGAGGUGAGCAGUCGCGUUGAGAAAGAUGUUACCUCCUCAGAGGUGAAAUCACCCCCAUUUUCUCUCAGUACCAGUCGAUUCGCGAAAAAGGUGAGUGAAGAGGCCAUGAAGUACCCCCGUACUGCCAGCGAGCCUCCUGUUCCCUUAACCCGAUCAGCACCGGCUCCAAAAGCUGAAGAUGGAGAGGAAGAGACACCACCUGAAUCUAGAUCUCUGUCAAGGACAAGCACCCCGGUUCUUCCCUCAAGUCCAGUGCUACCAGCCAAGCAGAAUACCCAGCAUUUAGAGAACAGGAGACAGAGGUUAAGGAAGCUCAAGUCCUUCUGGGAGAGUGAAGUAAGUGGACCCAAAUUCUCAUCCUCCCCUCCCUCCACUCUAAAUAAGAGGUUCACGAAGUCUGCGUUUGACCUCAGGUCUACAGGCCUCGGUUCCAAUGAUGAUUUCGAUGAUGAUUCAGGAGAACACAGUUUUUCUAUUCUCACCUUGAAGGACAAAAGUGAGAAGCCCUCACCAGGAGACACCAACUUCAAGAGUCUUAAAAACUUCUGGGCAGGAUCUCCUUCAGUGCAAGCCAGACCAAAGUCCCCAACAUCCGAGUACAGACUCGACAGGUCCAAAAGCCCCCCAGCGAAGCUUCACGAGACAGCUGGAGCUCCACAGUCUGACUGCACUCCGCAGGGGAGGUCCCAGCCCAAUCCAACCUACUCCUCCAGAGGGACAGAUGAGGUGUUGGAGAAGGCCUGCGGGAGGUCCAGGGAGGAGAGCUGGCACAGCAAAGCCUCGUCAGCUAACCGGGAGAAGGAGCACCCGUCCUCCCCCUCCCUGAAGACCAGGCACAGAGGCAAGGAUGAGGGUGGGACAGGAAAAGACAGCCGGAGGGGCUCAGUGGACAGCAGAGCAGGGAGGUCCAACCACAGAGCCACCGGUGCAGAACCGGAGCAGCGCAAGGCAGUUCCUCACCAGUCUCGCAGGAACUCAGAGCAGGUGUCCCUCAGCAGUGCCCUGGCCUUGAAGAACCGCUCAGGCCAGCCUUGCAGAACUAGCACGGGGAACCUGAACGAGAGAGCCGGCGGUUUGCGUAAAGCCACCAGCAUGUACUCCUUGGCCUUCAGGGAGGACCAGGACCAGACUCCCCCCGAACCGCCCAAGAAGAGCCAGGAGUUCAGCCCUGCGAAGGGGAAGAAGAUGCAGGAGUUUGGUCUGAGCUUCUCGAAGAAGGUGCCAGAGGUGGGGAAGAGCAGAGAGAGGGUGAACGAGAGGAGGCCGUCACGGACGUCCGAGGACCCUGAGUGGCAGCAGCCCCUGGCACGCUCCUUCAUCCCACGGGACUUCCAGCACUACCUGGGCAUCCCCGAGAGGACGGGCACUGCUCCCGCCCCAGAGCCGAGGGACGAGGUGUGCACCUCCUUCUCUGCGACGUCCCAGCCAGACUGCGAAUGGAGCCAUGGGGGCGGGCCUGUCCGGUCCAGUACGCCCGUAGGACCAGAAGAGGUGGGUGGGAGGAGGGGCAGCCUAGGGCCACGCCCGUCUUACGGUGUACGGGCCAAUGACGAAUUCAGUCAGGAGUCGCCUAGGAGCAGUGCUUCAGAGAGCUGGACCUCCUCACGGAAAAACUCCAAGUGCGACGAGGAGGAGGAGGAGGAGGAGGAGGAGGAUGGCCCGGUCCAGAGAGCCUUGAGGCGGGCGGCGGCGAGGCCUGCCUUCACCAAGAGCCUGGAGGACAUCACCGCAGUAAGAGGGCCGGAGAAAGAGAGUGAGAAGGCCAGCAUCUUCAUGCACAGCAGUGGCGAUGCCUCCCCCGGUGCCUCCACCCUGGCCUCGUCCUUCGCAGACACAGACCACCUGAGGAAGAUGAGCAAAUCUGUUCCCUCGUUCCUGGGGGAGGAUGCUGAAGAUGACAGUGACUCCUCAGUGGUCAGCAGCCAGAGUGGCACGGCUCACAGGGCGGGCGUCGCCCUCACUAACUUCAGCGGCUCCUCUGGCAUGGCGUCUGUGUCGUCUGUGAGUGGGAGUGUCAUGAGUGUGUGUAGUGGUGACUUUGGUGGGGUUGAAGUCCAGGGGACCAUCCAGUUCACACUCAACUACGUCCAGAAGCUGAAGGAGUUCCACAUCUUCGUGGUGCAGUGCAAAAACCUGGCAGGGGUUGAUCCCAAGAAGAGCCGCUCUGAUCCGUAUGUGAAGAGUUAUCUCAUUCCUGACAAAGCCGGCUUGGGCAAACGUAAGACUUCUGUGAAGAAGAGAACGAUUAACCCUUUGUUCAACGAGAUUCUUCGGUAUCGGGUCCGCAUGGACUACCUGAAGAGCCAGGUUCUCAACCUGUCUGUGUGGCACCACGACACGUUUGGAAAGAACAGCUUUCUAGGAGAGGUGGAGAUGGACCUCUCCGUGUGGGACUUCAGGAACACUCAGAUGAACUACAUGUCCCUCAAAGCCCGGACGACGUCCAGCACCCAGCCCACUGAGUACAGGGGGGAGAUGAAACUGGCCGUCCGCUACCUUCCUCAGAUGUCCUACUCCAAGACGCCUUCCAACUCUGGUGAAGUUCACAUCUGGGUGAAAGAAUGCAAGAAUCUCCCACUUGUCCGAGGAGCAACCAUCGACCCCUACGUGAAAUGUUUUAUGCUGCCGGACACGAGCAGGAAGAGCCGCCAGAAGACACGAGUGCUGAAGCGCACAGACUGUCCCGUGUUCAACCACACCAUGGUGUACGACGGCUUCCAGCCAGAGGACCUGAGAGAAGCCUGCGUGGAGCUCACUGUCUGGGACCGAGACCGGCUGGCCAGUCACCUCCUGGGAGGCCUGAGGCUCGGACUUGGCACUGGAAAGAGCUACAGUACGCUGGUCGACUGGAUGGACUCUACUGCCCAGGAGGUGGCGCUGUGGGAGAGGAUGAUGGAUUCCCCAACUGAGUGGGUGGAGGAUGUGAUGCCCCUCAGAGUUCUGAUGACCCAUGCAAACAAAUAAAUAAAAAAACAAAGGACUAAUGCCUGGGCUACACUCACCUAUGUAACGACACCGCACACACAGUAAUCAGACCUGCAUUACGCUGCAGUUUAAUUCAAGCUCUGCCUGCUAAAACACUUUCUAAUGUUUCAGAUAUGAUACAACCGCAUCAGCUAAUGUUUCAGAUAUGAUACAACCGCAUCAGCUAAUGUUUCAGAUAUGAUACAACCGCAUCGGCUAAUGUUUCAGAUAUGAUACUACCACAUCGGCUAAUGUUUCAGAUAUGACACAACCACAUCGGCUAAUGUUUCAGAUAUGAUACAACCACAUUGGCUAAUGUUUCAGAUAUGAGACUACCCCAUCGGCUAAUGUUUCAGAUAUGAUACAACCACAUCGGCUAAUGUUUCAGAUAUGAUACUACCACAUCGGCUGCAUGCUUAACAAUGCCUCUGCAUGCAUGUCUUUGAGAACUGGUCUUUAACAGUGCCUCUGGAAGCAUGUGACUGUGCGCUGAAAACUGGUCAUUGAGUUUUGAAGAUUAAAAGAUGCAAACGGG
This is a messenger RNA of Clupea harengus (Atlantic herring), 7170 nucleotides long. It is a transcript of the gene sytl2b, whose product is annotated as synaptotagmin-like 2b. The record is from RefSeq and is a predicted model, not a curated record. Gene Ontology annotation, biological process: exocytosis; intracellular protein transport. NCBI's taxonomy places the organism in Eukaryota, Metazoa, Chordata, Actinopteri, Clupeiformes, Clupeidae. Gene Ontology annotation, cellular component: plasma membrane; exocytic vesicle. Gene Ontology annotation, molecular function: neurexin family protein binding; small GTPase binding.